Molecule: messenger RNA, 459 nt
Organism: Ambispora leptoticha
Lineage: Eukaryota; Fungi; Glomeromycota; Glomeromycetes; Archaeosporales; Ambisporaceae
Source: the annotation of a GenBank genome assembly
AUGGGACAUAAAGGAGGAAAACCACAGCAUCCACUUAGUGAAUAUUUUUACAUAUUGCCAAAUGAAUGGGCAAAUAAAAGUAAUAAAAAAUGUAUUUGCCGGGCCUGUAUGGAAGCAGUUGGAAAGGAUGUUGCUUUGAAUGAUGAAAGCAUGAAACUCACCAAUACCCGACGUUACUGUGCUAAUCAUAUAAGAGAAUAUUCUUUUUUUGCGGCAAAAUAUUUACCAGAACAAAUAGAGGCUAUUCUUACCUUAGCAGUACUACCAAAAAAACAUGCAAAUUCACCUGCUAAUUCGUCUUCAACAUCAACUUCUAUUCCUAAAAAAAAACAAACCAAGGUAUUACAAUAUAUUGGACAAGCUGAGGAAUUAAAUAUAAAAGCGAACUGUCUUGUAACUGAUUCCGCUGGUGCAUAUGCUGCAGCUAGACGUUAUUUGAGAAAUGAAAUGCGUGAUAAG